AAAUAGCUCAACCGGUAUGCAACAAAUGAAAACGAGGGGAUAGAAGAAGGGAUAAGGGGAGGAGGAGAGCGCGCAAGGAAGUCUUCCCUUUCUGGUCACUACGACCCUCUCCUCCAAUUUGAUUGUCGAUCUUUCCGAUCUCUCUUGCUGCUAAGAGGCGAAAUGUAUUCGAGCUCGAUUCCUAUCAGAAGUGAUUUCUUGAUCGCUCCGGGCUCUCUCGACUCUUAUAUCCGGCUCGGUUUGCUCCCAAAUGUGAAGACCCGAAGCAUUCGGCUUCUUUCCAGACGGCAGAGAUCUCCUAGGGCAAGCCUCUGUUCUGAUCCACUUUUAGUUCAGGCUGCUAGAGGAAAUGCCAUAAGUCGGCCUCCAGCAUGGAUGAUGCGCCAAGCAGGAAGGUACAUGGAUGCUUACAAAAAGCUUGCCAAGAAACAUCCAUCCUUCAGAGAGAGAUCUGAGACGGUUGACCUCAUUGUAGAAAUUUCUUUGCAGCCUUGGAAAGCUUUUCAGCCAGAUGGGGUUAUUAUUUUUUCUGACAUACUUACACCUUUACCUGCAUUUGGUGUUCCUUUUGAUAUAGAAGAAGUAAAAGGCCCUAUUAUUCAUUCACCAAUUUGUGAUGAGGAAGCGCUUAAAUGCUUGCAUCCUAUUGACCUAGAGAAGCUUCAAUUUGUGGGGGAGUCUCUAUCGAUCUUGCGUGAGGAGGUUGGGGAGAAAGCAGCAGUGCUUGGUUUUGUUGGGGCACCAUGGACCAUCGCUACUUAUGUUGUGGAGGGGGGUAGUACUCGCACAUAUACGACUAUAAAACGCAUGUGCCACACUGCACCUCGUGUUCUCAAGGUUCUUCUUUCUCAUUUGACACAAGCAAUAUCCGACUAUGUCAUUUUCCAAGUGAAAUCAGGCGCUCAGUGCAUACAGAUUUUUGACUCUUGGGGUGGACAACUUCCACCUAAUAUUUGGGAACAGUGGUCAAAACCAUAUAUUGAACAGAUAGUGAGUUUAGUCCGGAAAGAAUGCCCUCAGAUACCACUUGUAUUGUAUAUAAAUGGUAAUGGUGGUCUACUGGAGCGCAUGACUGGAAUUGGAGUUGAUGUGAUUGGGCUCGACUGGACAGUGGAUAUGGCAGAUGGAAGGAGGCGUCUUGGCUAUAAUGUUAAUGUGCAGGGAAAUGUUGACCCUGCUUAUCUUUUUUCCCCACUCCCAGUUUUAACUGAUGAAAUCCAUAGGGUUGUGAGGUGUGCUGGGGGAAGGGGGCAUAUACUUAAUCUGGGUCAUGGGGUUCUCAUGAAUACCCCAGAAGAGGCUGUUGCUCAUUUCUUUGAUGUCGUGAGAGGCUUGAGCUAUGACACUCUUUUCGAAGAUGGUGUAACCGCUCAAGAAUUAGAGCCUCUUAAGCUGUAAAUUGAGAGGCUAAUUUGUGAAUGCAUUAUCUCCAUUGACUUAUGGUAUCACAACCAGGCAAUAUGUAGUAAAGCUUCUUAGUCUUCUUUCACUUGAAGACCAAGUUCAAGUUGUUUAUUUGUUCUUUUUGCCGGUUAGUAAUACCUCGUAUUCCUAUGAUUGCCUUGUAUGCAUAUUUAAUAUUUAGUAGGCCUGUUAUUCCAAUGGAAACAAAGGUCAAUGUCACCCCAACAUGAGAGUUCAUAAGAUCGUAGAGACUGUAACAUAGUGUAUUAGUUUUUGUUUUCAUUUGUUUGUAUUGGUAAAUAUUUAGAGUUGGUGAAAACAACUAUUUGUUGCAAAUGGAUUAGCUUUCUUUCA
Musa acuminata AAA Group (dessert banana) is the source of this 1758-nucleotide messenger RNA. RefSeq names its product uroporphyrinogen decarboxylase 1, chloroplastic. Gene Ontology annotation, biological process: porphyrin-containing compound biosynthetic process. Bases 163 to 1398 code for a protein of 411 amino acids. The transcript has 6 exons. Gene Ontology annotation, molecular function: uroporphyrinogen decarboxylase activity. Lineage: Eukaryota; Viridiplantae; Streptophyta; Magnoliopsida; Zingiberales; Musaceae. The record is from RefSeq and is a predicted model, not a curated record.